Messenger RNA from Penicillium argentinense, 642 nucleotides. RefSeq lists its product as uncharacterized. The transcript has a single exon. Lineage: Eukaryota; Fungi; Ascomycota; Eurotiomycetes; Eurotiales; Aspergillaceae. The record is from RefSeq and is a predicted model, not a curated record. Bases 1 to 642 code for a protein of 213 amino acids.
AUGGUGAUUCCCAUUCAGUCGCGUCUUUGCGAUAGGGCCCUGACCAAAGCGAGCGUGCUCGCCCCUAUGGCCAACUAUGAACACGCCGAGCUGAGCUUCAGCUGGGGUGGCAGCUCUUUUGAAUGCUCGCCGCUCUCGACUCCCUCCGCUCCUCCGCCUACUCCCACCGACUCCUUGACCGAUAUCACUCCUCGCAAGUCCUCUUUCUCCAGCGAAUAUGGCAUGGGCGCCGCCUGCGCCUUUCCUUCCUGGCCCAACCGCGAUUCGCUCUCCAACGCCGACGCCAGCGACGCCUACGUGAACAACGCCUACCUCACUGACGAGGACUUGUUGUGGAUGCCCGAGAACAAGGCCGCCGAGAUGGCGAUCGAGGAGCCGGCGCCCAAGGACGAGCGGACUGCCCUCUUCUGCUCCAUGGACAUGGAGCAACAGCUCAAGCUGAUCCGCGCCGCCGCCGAGGAGGACGACCGCGCGCGAUUCAUGGCCAAGGUGGAGGCCCAUGCCCGAGCCACCCAAGCCGUGCGACAAGCAAAGAUGACCCGCGUCCCCGAGCCGGAAUCGAAGCGCAGGAAGCGUCGCCCCGUUCUGACCCCCAAGCGCCGCGCCCACUCGUCAUCGGCCAAGGUGGUGACCAGCACCUGA